This is a messenger RNA of Trichoderma gamsii, 453 nucleotides long. RefSeq names its product L-fuculose-phosphate aldolase. Gene Ontology annotation, cellular component: cytoskeleton. The transcript has a single exon. Bases 1 to 453 code for a protein of 150 amino acids. Gene Ontology annotation, molecular function: actin filament binding. The record is from RefSeq and is a predicted model, not a curated record. Lineage: Eukaryota; Fungi; Ascomycota; Sordariomycetes; Hypocreales; Hypocreaceae.
AUGCAUUGCCAUGAACCGUCGGCCACAGGUGUUGCAUGCGUUAAACAGGGUUACCUCGAACUCGCACAGACAAGCCACCAAAUUGGCCCAGUUGCCUACCACGAUUAUCACGGUAUCGUUGUCGAUCGAGGCGAACAGAAGAGCCUCGUCGAAGACCUUGGCGACAAAAAGAUUCUCUUCCUCAAGAAUCACGGAGUCUUCACUGCAGGGGAGUCUGUGUCAUCCGCACGGUGUCUCAUGUAUCAGCUCUUGAAAGCUACUGAGAUACAGUCUCACGCGUCAGCUUGCGCUUUGGGAAAUGAGGACAACUUGGUCUUGCCGGCGGCAGAUACGGUCGAAAAGACAUUCGAUGUCGUGCAACACAAGCAAUUUUCUGGAGCCCCGUAUGGCGUGAAAGAGCUUUCCGUCUACAUGAGAUGGCUCGACAAGAUGGACCCGUCGUAUAGGUUAUGA